Messenger RNA from Colletotrichum godetiae, 2834 nucleotides. RefSeq names its product alkaline protease. Gene Ontology annotation, molecular function: serine-type endopeptidase activity. The transcript is spliced from 6 exons. The record is from RefSeq and is a predicted model, not a curated record. Bases 460 to 2760 code for a protein of 766 amino acids. NCBI's taxonomy places the organism in Eukaryota, Fungi, Ascomycota, Sordariomycetes, Glomerellales, Glomerellaceae. Gene Ontology annotation, biological process: proteolysis.
GAUAUCAUUUCUUGUUUCAAUGUGAGUAUCUUGCGACUUGAUGAACGAUGCGACGAGUGGCUACCAGUGAAGAACCGAACAAACAUCGCAAAGACUCGACUUCACUCAAUCCGUCCAUCAGCUCAUGAAUAAUCUUCAUCCGCUCACCCAGUCUUGUCUUGGCACAUCCUGAAAUGGCGAUAACGGACCCAGCACCGCUUUCGACCUCCCUCUUUGAGCUUCCUCUCCCGAGACUGGAUUGUCGACGAGCACAUUAAGAACCCUUGCUCGCACGAGAUGCGGGGCAAUUGAUACGCAACGCUGGGGACUGCGCAAUGUGCACAGAGAAGUAUUCGGUGAGUUAUCGCGAUGGUUUAAAAGCCAGGAUGCUCGCAAUGCCAGUCACUAUGCCCAUCGCGAUGCGCUCAUCAGUUACAAUCAGUUUGUGAAGGCCAAGGUGAAGAUCUUCGCAAAGCAACGAUGCGCUGUCUUUGGAUCUUAUCCACCCUUGCCUUAAUGGGCAAAGCCACCGCUCAAGAUACCACCGAUGAGGACUCUCGUGAGAUUGAAGCAAACCGCUUCAUCAUCGAAUUUGCCAGCGGCACCCAUACGAAAGCCAAACGUGACGAACUCUCCUCCUCCACAGGAAUCCGCGUCCUCAAAACCUACGACUCAUCAAUCUUCUCCGGCGCAAGUCUAGAAACAAACAACCACACUCUCGAAUCCCUCCUCGUCCUCCCGGAUAUCGUAGCUGUCUGGCCGAAUACAAAAGCAACUCUCAUCGCCCCCGUCAAGCGCCAAGUCGCAGCCGACCCGAGCGCGGCAUCAGCGCACGCAGUUCACUGGGCCACAGGCGUCGAUAAACUCCACGAACAAGGUAUCCGCGGCCAGGGCGUCAAGGUCGGCAUCGUCGAUACGGGUGUAUGGUAUAAGCACGCCGCCCUCGGCGCGGGGUUCGGCCCCGGGUUCAAGGUUGCUGGCGGCUGGGACCUCGUCGGGGACGAAUGGGUUGUCGGCGCGGAGAAGCAGCCUGACUCCGAUCCGGCUGAUGGGCAAGGGCACGGGACGCAUGUUGCUGGUAUCCUCGCUGGGGAGGAUGUUUCCUCGGGGUGGGUUGGCGUUGCGCCUGACGCGAGUUUGUACUCAUACAAGGUCUUUGGGCCGGGGGAUGGAACGGAUCAGGCGACCAUCAUUGACGCGUUUCUCCGCGCGUACAAUGAUGGUAUGGACGUUAUUACCGCUAGCAUCGGCGGCCGAGGGGGGUUCGCCAACAACGCGUGGGCCGUUGUCGCGAGCCGGAUUGCUGCUGAGGGCGUAGUCGUCACCAUUGGCGCAGGGAACUCGGGGAACGGAGGGGCAUACUACGCCAGCACGGGCAGUUCAGGCGAAUACGUGCUUAGUGUCGCGAGCGCGGAGGUGAAGCGUGACGAGGCGACGGGAGAAGAUGUCCUGCGUCCGUCGUACUUUACGAGUUGGGGCGGGUUGUAUGAUUUGUCUGUCAAGCCUGAUGUUGCUGCGCCUGGGACGGAUGUGUUUAGUACGUGGCCUGGUGGGGAUGACAACGAGUUUGUGUUGUUGUCUGGGACGAGUAUGGCUACGCCGUAUGUUGCUGGUGUUGCGGCGCUGUAUAUCUCCAGGCAUGGUGGGAGAGGUGUUCAUGGGAAGAGGUUUGCGAGGGAGCUGAGUAUGAGGAUCAUCUCGACGGGGGCAUCGUUGCCUUGGUUAUUGUACAGUGGUGAGGCGGAUGAGACGUACAGGGCGCCGUCGCAGCAAGUUGGCGGCGGGCUUGUUGAUGCUGGCAAGGUUGUUGGGUAUCGAACGAGCUUGGAGCUGGUGAGGUUCGGGUUGAAUGACACUGCCGAUUUCCGUGCAGAUCAAGGAGUUAUGGUUCGGAAUGGAGGUAACCAAAUGGUGAGUUAUAGCUUCGAGGUUGAGAGUUGGGCUGGGGUUGAGAUGCUCAAGGCGUUUGAUGGACGGGAUCCGGGAGAGACGCCGAGAAUUAGGUACAGGGCGGAGAUUGUGCCCAGUAAUAUCUCGGCGAGGGCGUCGAUACCGAACGACUUUGUGCUGGGUCCCGGAGAGGAGAGGAGGGCAGAAUUUGUCUUUGAGGUACCCGAGGGUGUCACCCAAACAGCGCUCCCAGUCUAUGGAGGCCGCCUCCUCGUCAAGGGCAGCAACGAGGAGACUGUCGGCAUUCCAUACCAGGGACUUGCUUUCGACUUGCAGAGGCAGAUGAAGAGUCCCUUCCAUGGGACCUACCCGUGGUUAAGGUCGACGAGCGCGUACAGCAACAAGACAACCUUCAGUUUCGAACUCGCCAGUGGUAGCCAGGACUUCCCCAUGAUGUUUAUGAAGGUCAAAUGGGGAACAAGAGAGGUUCGGUGGGAUAUCUACGAAUCCGACUAUGACGAGGCCCGAGACUGGAAGUACCCUCCCGAGUCUGGAACACAAGGCUACAUUGGCUCGGCCACGUCCUGGGCCUCUGCUGGUAAGACAUCGAGCUUCAACCCCGCUCGUCACAACGCCAGCGACAUAUUCUCAUUCCCAGAGACUGAUGUGGCGAGGAAUGCGUUAACGACGGGUGGGUUCACGACGACGUACUACUGGUUCGGCAAGUUGAGUGACGGGAGUGUCAUGACACCGGGGAACUACACCAUGAGGUUUGCGGUUCUUCUACCCUUUGCUGACCCUCAGAAAAGUGAGAGCUGGAAGGGUCUGACGACCAAGUUCACGGUGUUGCCGAAAACCGGGAACAGCACGAUCAGCGGAAGGUGGUACUGAUGGAAGCUAGACGUUCUCUGUAAGAAGUUUGUAAGUAACUUAGGUAAAUAAGUUGGAGCCCCUGUAGAUGCAGC